AAAAAAAUUUAGAAAAAAAAAUUCAGAACAAAAACCGGUAAAAUAGUUUGGUUACAAUGUUUGGGCGUACCGCAUUAACAUUAAGUAAAAAUACUCAAGCGUACAUACGCGCAUGUAAUUGUUGGAUGCAACCAAUAAUCACCUUCAGAUUAAGAUCACUUCUAUGCAAUCGUAUAGUGCAGUUAAACAUUACAGAUAAUUUAAGUAUUUUGCAAAAAAAUAGUAAAGGUGUAGCUCCUCUGAAAAAAUCAACCAAUAAUGCAGCAGGAUCAAAACAUCUGCCUCGUGACAUCAGCAAUGAAACAGAUAAGGAAUGCCUUCUUAGCAAAAGAGACAUUCUCGAGAAUGAAUGCAAAAAAUUAGCCAAGCAACUAAAAAAAGCUUGCAAAAAAUUACUGCAUGAGGAGAAACGAAAACUGAUCGAAAUCGAUCAAAUGCCACAAAAGUCUGAUAUUAAUUGCCAGCAAAAGCGUAAUUAUAAAUGUGCGGCAAAAGGGAAAAAAACUAGCUCUAAAAAAGGGUGUAAGGCUAAAAAAGGAAAAAAGAAUAAAAAGCAACAGCUGAAGAAACAGUGUCAGGAACAAGCUAAGAAAGAGAAAGAAAAGAAAUUAAGAAAGCAAUGCAAGAAAAUGGCUGAAGCAGAAAAAUGCAAGAAAAUGGCUGCAGCUGAGAAAUGUAAAGGAAAAGGAAAGAAAGGCAAAGGAAAGGCCAAGGGCAAAGGCAAAGGUAAAGGAAAGUUAAAGAAACAGUGUCAAGAUCAAGCUGCGAAAGAAAAAGAAAAUAAGUUAAGAGAACAAUGCAAGAAAAUGGCUGCAGCUGAGAAAUGCAAGAAAAUGGCUGCUGCUGAGAAAUGUAAAGGAAAAGGAAAGAAAGGCAAGGGAAAGGCCAAAGGCAAAGGUAAAGGAAAGAAAGGUGACGCCGCGUGCAAGCAGCACCAGUUGAGGAAACAGUGUCAAGAACAAGCUGCGAAAGAAAAAGAAAAGAAAUUAAGAGAGCAAUGCAAGAAAAUGGCUGAAGCCGAAAAAUGCAAGAAAAUGGCAGCAGCUGAGAAAUGUAAAGGAAAAGGCAAGAAAGGCAAAGGCAAAGGAAAGAAGAGUGACGCUGCAUGUAAGCAACAGCAGUUGAAGAAACAGUGUAAAGAUCAAGCUGCGAAAGAAAAAGAAAAUAAGUUAAGAGAACAAUGCAAGAAAAUGGCUGAAGCAGAAAAAUGCAAGAAAAUGGCUGCAGCUGAGAAAUGUAAGAGCAAAGAUAAGAAAGGCAAAGGUAGUGGAAUAAAGGACAAGUCUAAAGAUCCAUGUGGAAAGCGAAAGUUGUUAAUGCAGUGUAAGAAGCUUGCACAGCAAGAAAAGGAAAAGAUAUUACGAGCGCAAUGCAAGAAAAUGGCCGAAGCAGAAAAAUGCAAGAAAAUGGCAGCAGCUGAGAAAUGUAAAGGAAAAGGGAAGAAAGGCAAAGGCAAAGGAAAGAAGAGCGACGCUGCAUGUAAGCAACAGCAGUUGAAGAAACAGUGUAAAGAUCAAGCUGCGAAAGAAAAAGAAAAUAAGUUAAGAGAACAAUGCAAGAAAAUGGCUGCAGCUGAGAAAUGCAAGAAAAUGGCUGCAGCUGAGAAAUGUAAGGAAAAGGAAAGAAAGGCAAGGGAAAGGUCAAAGGCAAAGGGAAAGGAAAGAAAGGUGACGCCGCGUGUAAGCAGCAGCAGUUGAGGAAACAGUGUCAAAAACAAGCUGCGAAAGAAAAAGAAAAGAAAUUAAGAGAGCAAUGCAAGAAAAUGGCUGAAG
Drosophila busckii is the source of this 1772-nucleotide messenger RNA. RefSeq names its product axoneme-associated protein mst101(2)-like. Lineage: Eukaryota; Metazoa; Arthropoda; Insecta; Diptera; Drosophilidae. The record is from RefSeq and is a predicted model, not a curated record.